GCUCGGUGAGCGUUCUCAGACCGAAACUUUGUUGUUAUAGGUGCUUAUCACCGAAGUCGCACGUACGCACUGCCCGACGGCGUUUGUGCGUGCGGUUUACCCUCCUAACAAUUUUAUUAGUCUUCUCAAAACUUAAAACGCUAAACAGUCGAUAAUCUCUUUUCUGUGCAGUAAGCAGUUGCACUGUUGCAGCACUACAGUACAAUUGAAGUGUGUGCUUCCCAAAAUCUUGUUUUCUGUUAAUUUGUAACGUGCGCGCUGAAGGUCAACUUUCCGAACGUUCUCUGCUUAAAAAUGGCCAAAACAUUAUCUUGUAAAAUUGGUCCAUCUGUUUUGAAUGCUGAUUUAUCGCAGUUGUAUAAUGAAUCUCAAAAGUUAAUAGAUAGUGGAGCAGAUUAUUUACACUUGGAUGUUAUGGAUGGAACUUUUGUUCCUAAUCUAACUUUUGGACAUCCAGUUGUGAAAUGUCUAAGGACUAAGUUACCCAACGCUGUGUUUGAAACACACAUGAUGGUUCAAAAUCCACUUCAAUGGAUUUCUGCUAUGGCUGAUGCUAACGUAGAUCAAUACACAUUUCACAUUGAGCCAUGUGAUGAUGUUCCUUUGGUAUGCCGUAAAAUCAAAGAAGCUGGCAUGAAAGUAGGCUUAGCAAUAAAACCUGGCACUCCGGUUACAUGUGUUGAAGAAUAUAUAGAUAUGGCUGAUAUGAUUUUAGUGAUGACGGUUGAACCUGGAUUUGGGGGUCAGAAAUUUAUGACAGACAUGAUGCCAAAAAUAGAAAUAUUGAGAGAAAAAUAUCCCACAAUGGACAUUGAAGUUGAUGGAGGUAUUGGUCCAAAUAACAUUGAUGUUUGCGCUAAGGCAGGAGCGAAUAUGAUUGUGUCAGGAACCGCAGUGAUUCAAGCUAAAAAUCCACCUCAAGUUAUUCAACUCCUUAAAGAUUCUGUUAAUAAACAUUUAAAUAUAAAAUCAAAUUGAUAAUUUUAUUUUUGAAUGAAGUUAAUUUUAUUAAUAUUUAACAUAUUUAUGAAGAUCAUGUAUAGAUGAAUUCCCCAAAAUUUAGAAUCCAAUUAAAAUUAAUAUUAACAUUAGAACAGUUCAGACAAAAUUAGGUUUUGUAUUCAUAUGAUAAAUUAAAUUUUCCAAGAAGGCAUUUGAAUUUAAAUAAAUAAUAUAUUUAUUAUUUAUUAUUUUAUUCAAAAUGUAAAUUACUAUAUUUAAUCUAAUAAGAAUGAAGUUCAAAAAAAAUAAAUUGACCCAACAAUCCCUAAUUGAAAAUACCAUUAAAUGGUAUAACAUUGAUUGUAAUUUUUUUAAUAUUAUUUUAUGUUGAUUGAUUGUAUUGCCUUGAUAAAUCUAUAUAUAAAAAAUCAAUAAUUUUUGUAGUUUUAUAUAUGAAAUUUAGUAUACUCAUAAUAAAUGUUAGUUUAUACAUUA
Molecule: messenger RNA, 1437 nt
Organism: Acyrthosiphon pisum (pea aphid)
Lineage: Eukaryota; Metazoa; Arthropoda; Insecta; Hemiptera; Aphididae
Gene: Rpe
Product: ribulose-phosphate 3-epimerase
Exons: 4
Coding region: 295-978 (227 amino acids)
Biological process (GO): carbohydrate metabolic process; pentose-phosphate shunt
Molecular function (GO): D-ribulose-phosphate 3-epimerase activity
Source: RefSeq, a predicted model, not a curated record